Molecule: messenger RNA, 787 nt
Organism: Periconia digitata
Lineage: Eukaryota; Fungi; Ascomycota; Dothideomycetes; Pleosporales; Periconiaceae
Source: the annotation of a GenBank genome assembly
ACACAUUGCGAGUCGAUACAAGAUUCCUAAAGAUGCAAAAUAGACUUAUGAAUCAUGACGAUGAGGGUAGGUUUCGACGAGUUCCUGUGUCUAGCACUUCUUACGCACUUCAUAAGCGCAAAGAGAUAUAGCAACAGCUCGAUGUUGUCGAAUCAACAUCAAAGGAAGAGGAACCCGUCACAUCACCCCUCAAAUGAAGAAAGCGACGAUACGGAUACGAAGACGCGUUGUAUACAUAUAUCGGCUUCAGCGGCUCGAUCUUUUCGAGAUACCUCGCCCGUGGAUUGAAGUCCCGUAACGCUCAUGAAGAUCCUGCAACGCCAUCGCACUAGAAAAAUAUCAUCGAGUCAAACAUAGCGGUCUCGAUUCAUAUCACGACAUCUUCCGCCCUCUGACCCACCUCUUCGCCCUUCGCUGUCCCCCCCUUCAGAAAAGUUACACUCGGCACAACGCUACAGUACAACGUUGAGAUACCAUACUUCGUGUCCGAUACCCGUAUCCUUAUAAAUGUAAAUGUGUGUUCGUGUGUGUGACAAUAAGCGCGGCUCAUCCAUUCCACCGACUCCCCCCACCCCCCAUCACUAUCAAUCUACACAAUUCGCCCGAGGCUGAACAGCGUAACACCCUCUUCGCAGAUUUUCCUUGCCCGAGUUCAGCAUUCCCGGCUCAAGGACCCGGUGGAGCCGAACUCCACGAAGAAGACAUAUGGACCUGCAUACGUACACGAAGAAGAAAGAGUAAACGGCGAAGGCCAACGCACGCUAGGCGGUGUUUGACGAGUCGAGUG